This is a messenger RNA of Onychostruthus taczanowskii (white-rumped snowfinch), 1871 nucleotides long. RefSeq names its product transmembrane and coiled-coil domains 6 (gene TMCO6). The record is from RefSeq and is a predicted model, not a curated record. The transcript is spliced from 12 exons. Gene Ontology annotation, biological process: protein import into nucleus. Bases 41 to 1546 code for a protein of 501 amino acids. Lineage: Eukaryota; Metazoa; Chordata; Aves; Passeriformes; Passeridae. Gene Ontology annotation, molecular function: nuclear import signal receptor activity; protein binding.
CUCCUCCUCCUCCUCCUCGUCCUGCUCCUCCCGCUCCGCCAUGUGGGGCCGGCGGCGGGGCCGGCGCGGCGGGCGCAGCGCGGAGGAGCUGCGGGUGCGGCGGCGGGAGCGAGAGGCAGCUCUCAGGAAGGCGCGGCGGCAGGAGCAGCUGGUCAGCAAGCGGCUGCUGCGGGAGGACAGUGCGGCCGAGGAGGGGGCACAGCACGGAGCAGACGUCGUGCCAGACCCGCUCUCAGAGGAUGAGGUUCUGGAGCUGCUCAGGGGUGUGCAGAGGGGUUCGGAGGACAGGAAGCGAUCGCUCGGCCGCCUCCGCUGGGCUCUGCAGAACGAAGAGACUCAGCAGAAGUUUGUCAGGUUGGACGGCAGCAUCCGGACGCUCACCGGGCUCUUCACCAGCAGCCUGGCUGACCUGCAGCUGGAGGCUGCCCGCUGUCUGCACGAGCUGUCCCACUCCAGUGUCCCUGCCGUGGCCGAGGCGUGCCUGCCUGUCACCUCCUACCUGCUCACCUACCUGUCGGGACACAGCCUGGAGCUCACGGAGCUGUGUUUGUACACACUGGGGAACCUCGUAGUAGAAAGUGAGGCUGUGAGGAAGCAACUGCUGCCUCAGGGCAUUAUUCCAGUGCUGGCAUCCUGCAUCCAGUCCCCUCACGAGGCAGUGCUGGAAGGUGUGGGCUAUGUCCUCUCACAGCUCCUCCAAGCCAAGGAAGCACCCACGGAGAUCAUCCCGUUGGUCCUAGACUCGGCUCUCCCCCAGCACAUGCUCCAGCUGGUCUGCUCUGGCCUGAAGGCUGGCAUGGGAGCAGCUGUGGAGUUUGCCUGGUGUCUCCACUACAUCAUUUGUAGGCACAAGGACAACGUGCAGCUGCUGGCGCUGGGGGCCGUGCCCGCGCUCACCUCGCUCCUGCUCGACCUGGCUUCCCAAAUCCCCCAGGAUGCUCCCGAGGGCCUGGAGCUGCUCGCGUGCCCCGUGCUGCGGUGUCUCGGUAACCUGCUGGCACACACAGGCUGCCAGCGCCCGGACGCGCGCCUGCUCGUCGCCCUCUUCCUCGUCCUGCAGCGCUUCCUGCGGCAGCACCCUUUCCUCGUGCAGGAGUGCCUGUGGCUGCUCAACAACCUCACGGCGGAUGAUCCCUUCUUCUGCUCCGCUCUGCUCUCCCUGGACCUGCUGCCGGCCCUGCUGCAGCUGCUGACGUGUUCCCAGAUGGGCACUGUGCUGGUCCUGACUGUGCUGUGCAACAUGGCAGAGAAGGGACAGUUCCAGUGCCAGCGGCUGCUCCAGCAGCCCCUCCUGGCCCAGCUCCUGCCCCUGCUCACACUGCCCGACCCCGAGGCCGUGGGGCAGUGCCUGGAGCUGCUGCACCUCCUCUUCCUGCACUGCCCAGAGGCUGCUGCUGAUUUCACCAGGCAAGGUGGGCACCGGGCCCUAGAGCAGCACCAGAGCACCCCAGAGCUGCAGGAGCGGGCACAGGCACUGCUGGACAUGGUCAGGCAGCCCCCAGGAGCCCCCAGUGCCUGCCAGGCCACACUGGCUGCCUCCUCCUAGGCCCUGCCCUCUGCCUUCCCUGCCCUGAACUGCCAGGGGAGGAAUAAACUGUUCACCCCAGUGCCCAGCUUCCCAAGGGCUGCUCAGGGCUCUGGUGUGCCCAGUGCUGGCUGCAUGGGGGGCUGGUCCUUGUCACCAGCUGGUAGCCACCAGCCCAGUGCCCCCCAGAGCCUGGAGCAGGGGCAGAGCUGAGCUGCAGAUUCUCCUGUGCCAGGGAGGGCUGCAUCAGCCAUUCCUUGAGCUCUCAGCCACCACCAAGCUCAAGGUAAGCACAUUGUGUUUAUGAAUUGAUAAAUUAAAGAUACAUUUUUGACAUUGAAGGUAA